Saimiri boliviensis boliviensis (Bolivian squirrel monkey) is the source of this 2366-nucleotide messenger RNA. RefSeq names its product SPOUT domain containing methyltransferase 1 (gene SPOUT1). Gene Ontology annotation, molecular function: miRNA binding. Lineage: Eukaryota; Metazoa; Chordata; Mammalia; Primates; Cebidae. Gene Ontology annotation, cellular component: kinetochore; mitotic spindle; spindle pole centrosome. Gene Ontology annotation, biological process: miRNA processing; maintenance of centrosome location. The record is from RefSeq and is a predicted model, not a curated record.
CUCAUUGGCAGGGGCGUGGCUGACGGUCUGUGCGGAACAUGGCGGAGCGCGGGAGAAAGCGCCCGUGCGGCCCGGGUGAACACGGCCAAAGGAUUGAGUGGCGAAAAUGGAAGCAACAGAAGAAAGAGGAGAAAAAGAAAUGGAAGGAUCUCAAGCUGACGAAAAAACUGGAGCGGCAGCGGGCACAGGAGGAACAGGCAAAGCGCCAGGAAGAGGAGGAAGCAGUGGCAGAGAGGGAGGACCGCGGGCGGCCCUACACCUUAAGCAUAGCCCUGCCGGGCUCCAUCCUGGACAACGCCCAGUCGCCGGAGCUUCGCACCUACCUGGCCGGUCAGAUUGCCAGAGCCUGCGCCAUCUUCUGUGUGGAUGAGAUUGUGGUGUUUGAUGAGGAGGGCCAGGAUGCCAAGACUGUGGAGGGGCAAUUCACAGGAGUUGGCAAGAAGGGGCAGGCGUGCGUGCAGUUGGCCCGGAUCCUGCAGUACCUGGAGUGUCCGCAGUACCUGAGGAAGGCGUUCUUUCCCAAGCACCAGGAUCUACAGUUUGCAGGUAAGGUUGUGUGGGCCCACCCCCCAUUUCCCCUGGAUGGUGCCACAGACACUGAGAGACCACCCAGUCCUACCCCGCACUAUCCAGGUGGGAAAGCAGGCCCAGGAGAGCAAGACCUGUGCCUGAUGCCAAGCUGCAGGUCUGUGGCAGAGCUGAGCCUCUGCUCCAGCGUCCCCACUGCACCCUGUGUGCCCAGCAGUUCCCAGACUCCUCCCGGCCCUGCCUCCACAGGGCUCCUGAACCCCUUGGACAGCCCCCACCACGUGCGUCAGGACGAGGAAUCCGAGUUCAGAGAGGGCGUCGUGGUGGAUCGGCCCACCAGGCCAGGCCACGGCUCCUUUGUUAACUGUGGCAUGAAAAAGGAGGUGAAGAUCGAUAGGAACCUGGAGCCCGGGCUUCGAGUGACCGUGCGACUGAACCAGCAGCAGCUGCCAGAAUGCAAGACCUACCGUGGCAAGGUGGUAUCAUCGCAGGACCCUCGCACCAAAGCUGGUCUCUACUGGGGCUACACCGUCCGUCUGGCCUCCUGCCUCAGUGCUGUGUUUGCUGAAGCCCCCUUCCAAGAUGGGUAUGACCUGACCAUCGGGACUUCAGAACGCGGCUCAGAUGUGGCCUCUGCCCAGCUUCCCAACUUCAGGCAUGCUCUUGUGGUGUUCGGGGGCCUCCAGGGGCUGGAAGCUGGAGUGGAUGCUGACCCCAACCUGGAGGUGGCUGAACCCAGUGUCCUCUUUGACUUGUACGUCAACACGUGUCCUGGCCAGGGGAGCCGCACCAUCCGCACGGAGGUGAGCCCACCUGCCUCCCCGCCGCCAGCCGCUGGGGCCUCAGGAUCGCUCCAAGUAGGGGCUGCCACUCUUGCCCUUCCACUCACCCUUGCCGGUGGCUGCCUUGUCUGGGGGUGGUCCUCUCACCGCCUCUCAGCCUCUGACCACAGCAGUCUCGUGGCAGGGACAGGACAUGACCUUAUACCCAACACUGCAUCAGGCGGAGUACAGCUAGGAGUCAGCCCUGGGUGCGAGCGCCCGUCCUGGGCUUCUAGGAUAUGUGACCUAGGGGCUCUGCCCACCCCUGCUCUGGCCUCUGCGUCCUUAGCUGUGCGCAUUCGGUGAUCUUCCAGGGUUCUGGUUCUGUCCCUUGUGUGUGACCAUGGUGGCCACAGCAACACUCCCCUUGGGGUUUCACUUGCAUCUGUCCCACAGGGGAAGCUGCGUGCAGUUGGAGCCUUCCCAGGGACGGCUCUACCCACCCCUGGGCCUUAUGGAACCUAUGCAGUCACUUCUGGAGUCAGGCAUAGGACACUGUGCUAUGGGCGCUCUGCUGGGGCGGCUGGUACUCCCAUCAGUCCCGCAGCGUGGCCAGCCCUGUCUACCCAUCCCUAAGGCCUUGUCCAGGCCAAGCGCUCUGAGCCUGCCAGCCAUAUGCCCCAGCAAGAACCGUGGCCCCCACCCUUCCAACACCUGUGUGAGGGCUGAGAACUUCCUGCCCAUCUCCUUGACCUCCCCUGGCCCGGGGAGGUGGGCAUUGCUACCUUCACCCCCAUUUUACAGAAGCGGAGACUGAGGAGCAGGCUGUGUGGCUCUCCAGGUGGCAGGUGUGCAGUGUGAACCUGGGCCUGUCAACCUCACCAGGCCCUGCUAAGGACAGUGGGCCCAGUGGGCUGCGUCUUGGGCAGCCAGCCUCUGAAGACAGGUUGGGAGCGGGGGCACCCGCUGGUCUCCAGGCCCCAGCCCACUGCCACAUUUCUCUUCCAGGAAGCCAUCCUCAUCUCCCUGGCUGCCCUGCAGCCUGGCCUCACCCAGGCAGGUGCCCGCCACACCUGA